Musca vetustissima is the source of this 1497-nucleotide messenger RNA. RefSeq lists its product as uncharacterized. NCBI's taxonomy places the organism in Eukaryota, Metazoa, Arthropoda, Insecta, Diptera, Muscidae. The transcript has 6 exons. Gene Ontology annotation, cellular component: plasma membrane. The coding region runs from base 151 to 1497 and encodes 448 amino acids. The record is from RefSeq and is a predicted model, not a curated record.
UAUUUCAUACACCUAACUGAUGCUGGUGCUGCUGGGGGUUUUCUAGCCUAUUGGAUUGUCUGACAGUGGCCUAACAUUCAGUAGCAAUUGGUUAGGCGACGUCUUCGAAUAGUAAAGCAGAACAGAACUUAAACAACAUAUGAGACCAUAAUGAAGCCGACUAUGGUACCAAAACGUGAGGUGUCGGGAGCCUCGAAUAUAGGUCAAGAAGAAUCCCGCAAACCUUUGCUAAAGGCCUAUAUGUUCCAGCGUCGUGUGUUAUUUUGCUGCAGUUGUUUAAUGGUAUUAUCGCUGCUCACCUGGAUUAUCGCCAUUGCUACAGAUCAUUGGAUUAUUAUAUCGGGAUCUGGUGGCAUUUUCAUACCCGAAACCAGACGCUUCUUUAUGUCCUCCCAUUCAGGUUUAUGGAGAUUUUGCCGUAACACUGUUAUACCCUCACCCCUUAAAGAUGCCGAUGUUGUACGAAAUUUCACCUCUUUCGCCAUACAAAAUCCCACAACAAUACGUGAAGCUCAAAGGAACUGUUCCCGCUUGGAUUUCAUUAGCGAAUAUAGCAAGGCGGAGGUCCAUUUUCCAUUGGAAAAUUUCACAGAAGAAGCCAGACAGCGUAUGUUCGCUCAUUGGGUGCUGGAUGAUCGUGCUUCCUUUAAUAAAUUUAAAGAUGAAUUUUAUCGUUUGGUAUUGUCAACCAAAGAAGCUCGCGAUGAACUAAUAGCCAUUGAUGCAAAACCACGAAUUAUUGAUCCCGUCGAUGUAAAGGGUAUAAUAAGUAAGAAUAUAUUCGGCAAGGCUCUACAAACGGUUGUGGUGAAUGCAACGAAUUAUUAUUUUGUUAUACCUGAAACGGCACAAAUGGCCAUGUUUAAGGGUUGGAAUGAGCGGGCCUAUGUACCGCGUUUGUUUUGGCCAUAUGCAAAAGAAUUGGGUCUACCGGCAUAUGUGUUAGAUGAUGAACAUGUGAUAUUGCAAUUGGUGCCGCCGAAGCCACCCAAAAAUGGCAAACAAACGAAAUAUUACAAAUAUGAAGUGAAUAGCCGCUGUAAAUAUAUUGAUAUGUUCCCUAGUGCUGGAGAACGCAUGGAUCCCGGUUUUGAUUGGACUUUGAUGGAUUACAUUCGCUCACAAGCCUCAUUUGCCUGCAUAACAGUCUUUGUAAUGAUAUUGGGUUCCGUAUUCUCAUUUUAUACAUUUCAAAAUCCACGUUAUAUGUUUAAACGUUUGGCUGGUGGUAUUGAUUUGGUGGCAGCAUCUACCGCUAUGGUUGUGUUGCAAGUUUUAUUUGCCUCUGUUGACUAUACAAAAGAACAUUUGUUCUACAGUUAUCCAGAUGGUGCUGAAUUAACUUAUGGUUACGGUGUAUUCUUUGCCUGGUUUACAUUUGGUGUUAAUCUAGUAUCUGGUUUCUUGUUCAUAUGGUAUUCGGGCAAGAAGAAGGGCUCCAAAGCACCAACCGAUGAAAUUGCAGCAGCAGAUGAAAUGACAAUUAUGGGCAGAUAA